Archocentrus centrarchus (flier cichlid) is the source of this 1656-nucleotide messenger RNA. RefSeq lists its product as uncharacterized. Lineage: Eukaryota; Metazoa; Chordata; Actinopteri; Cichliformes; Cichlidae. The transcript has 5 exons. The record is from RefSeq and is a predicted model, not a curated record. The coding region runs from base 348 to 1529 and encodes 393 amino acids.
UAGAUGACAUUAAAAACAGUCUGCUGUGGUGACUUUUACCUUCAGAUUCCCGACGUCGCAGUUCAGUUCAUGAUACGCACGCAUCGGUCUGGCUGUCUUUUCUAAAAUCGGAAACAAUUCAUAUUGACAUUUGAAGGUUGGGUGACUUCAUUAUACGUGCUUUGACAAACAGAAUGGCCUGCAGGCCCGCUUAUCAGGGGGUUUCUCACCGGUGUCGCCGUCGCUGUUGCGAUUUUCAAAGGCGAGCUGGAGGCUGGAAGUUUCCGACUCAAGAGUCACUGCAAGUUUUUUCAGCUUGCUGAAAAAGUGCGUAGUCGAGUUCAUUUUCAGAGUGCAGCUCAGGAGUCAUGACGAUGUUUGGAAAGGUUUUGGAGCCAGUGAGCUACAUGCAGACUGUGAGGGUCCUGGUGCAGGGCAUCUGUUCCUAUCUAGGUGGCAGUGCUACACCAGAGGAGACUGAGAUGGCCAAGAAGAACCUGGACCACAUCGAUCAAGAGCUGGGAGCAUCGAGCUCUGGUCUGCUGAAGGACCAGGAGGUCCGCCAGCUGGAGGAUGACCUGACUGUGGUGUACUACCAGCUGGGCACUGCGGUGAGGGCCCAGUCAGACUUCACCAAGAAGGAGACGGAGGUGUUCCUGCAGUAUGUGCAGGACUACCGGCUGGAGAGGCAGCUAACGGCGCUCUACAAUCGUCUGACGGGAAUGUCGGCACUGGCAGACCAGCCCCCACUGCUGGAGGAGCUCAUCCUGAGCCGGAAGCCCAAACGCUGGGAGCUCAGCGAGUUCUGCGUCAAGAUAAAUUUUGUCCUGGGCACUGGUCUGCUCUGCCUCCUCACGCAGGCUUCCCUGACAGGCAGAGACCAGGCUCUCCUGAUCAAGAGCUGGUCUGACCGUAUGGGUGCCCUCUACAGGAAAAUGAAAAACACAGGAGGUCGCUGCUUAGGCUACUUCCUGGAGCAGGCGGAAGAGGAUAUACGGCAGCAGCUGCAUGAGGCCGUGCAAAACCGAUCACCCCCAGAUGAGGCGGCGGCGAGCAUCCUGAAGACCCUGGAGAAGAAUUACGAUUGGUUGCACUGGGCUGUGAUGCUCCACCCUGCUGUGGCACCCAGAGAAGACGAGAAUGAGGAAGGGGACCAAGGCGAAAAUGAAGGUGUAGUUACAGAAGAACAGCCCAGCAAUUUGCUCUCUGUGGCAUCUGAAGCUCCUAUCCCCCAUGUGGUGGCAUGCUACCGUGACACACCCACUUCGCUGGACAAAAGCCGCAUCCACCAACUCAUUGUGGACCUCGAAUGGAAGAUCCCCAACCCACCACCUGAGGUGUACACUUCCAUUGAAGAGGACCCGGGCAGGGCUAGGCGCUACCUGGCUUCCCGCAUGCUGAAGAAGCUGCAGGAGGGGUUGGGGUCUGGCGUGGCUGUCCAUGUGGUGCCGGGCAGGAUGGAGAUGAAAUGUAACUUCCCUUCAGCCUCCUACUACCUCUACGAGUACAAACACCGGCUGGCCUCAGGCACUGUGUGUGUGUUUGGAUGAAAGAGAGAUGAUCUGCUGUUCUCAUGCACAUGUUUCAGUAUUACACUACACUAUCAGCUUUCACAGUGGCAGCAGGAUGUACUGUGUAGUACUGUGCCCAAAUAAAUACUAUUUUAGAGAAAAACAA